UAUCUUGUAUUAUGACUACAUACUUCUCCGGCGAAUAGCGUAUAUACUAAUGGGUUAUCAAGGAGUCGAUAAUAGAUUAAAAACUUAUCAAUCCCCGAAGCACGAAAGUUUCAUUUGUUACGUUGAGUAACAGUAAAGUGAACGAAGGCUAGGGUAUAUCUACGAGCGCUGAUUAGAUGUCGUAACAGAAUGACUGACAUACUUGUACGUAACACGUGCCGUCCAUUACACUUAUCGCGGCAGCACUAUGUUUCGCCGGAGAUAAAAGUCGGAAAAUAAUUGGAUAAAGGUGAUCGCACGUGCCACGUUUUCAUAAUCCGACCAGGAAAGCGUCGAGCGCCAAUUUCAUCGGGGAUGACGGACGAGAGGCACGACCGAGAGGAAGGAGCGAGUCCAGAGCCGAGACAGUCCGUAUCCCCCUUUCGUUCUGCUUCACGCACUCCCGCGUGGAGAGCAAGGGCGGCAGGACGGAGCGUGGAAGAGGCGGAGGAAGGACGCGCGAGCGCAGGACGAGGAGAGAUUCGCCGGAGAGCACCCGACCUCCACCUUGGUCGCCACGCAUCGUGGAAUUCGCAUUCGGGGAAGAAGCUCUUCUCCACCACACCUCGCCUCACCGGCGCUCGCUUCAGCGCUCGCUGCUGCUUUGCAUUUUACACUGGCGUUGAGAUUUGGUCGUUAGAUUCGCCGAUGCACCAUCGUUCCGGCCCUCCUCUCACCGAACGCACCGGCGUCGUCCUCCUCCUUCAGGAACGAAGCGUCUCCUCGCGGACGGCUCUCAAAUUGGUUAACAUUCCUUUUGUUAAAUUUUGUGCUUCGUUCAUAUAUGGCUUCGUAAUAACAUAUUGUUUAUAAGCAAAUUUUGAUCUAGCUAUUGUGAUCUAUCUCAAAUGUGUGUGUAUAUACAUAUAAUUCUAAAUUUUUCCAAACUAUGUUGUUCCAAACUAUUUGUAAAACAUUAAUUUGCAUUCUUGUGUUUCUCAGAUGAAUAUAUUUUAAAAUUCGAAGCUUAUUUUGCAAAGUUUUCUAUUAUUUAGUAUAGUGUUACAUAUGUUAAGCAAAUGUAUGAUAAAAUGUGUACUACAAUUAUGAUGAAAUUAAAUUUAUAUGAAAA
Molecule: messenger RNA, 1111 nt
Organism: Vollenhovia emeryi
Lineage: Eukaryota; Metazoa; Arthropoda; Insecta; Hymenoptera; Formicidae
Exons: 2
Coding region: 355-852 (165 amino acids)
Source: RefSeq, a predicted model, not a curated record